Uranotaenia lowii is the source of this 1344-nucleotide messenger RNA. RefSeq lists its product as uncharacterized. The transcript has a single exon. The record is from RefSeq and is a predicted model, not a curated record. NCBI's taxonomy places the organism in Eukaryota, Metazoa, Arthropoda, Insecta, Diptera, Culicidae. The coding region runs from base 1 to 1344 and encodes 447 amino acids.
AUGGCCAAUUCAGAAGACCCGGGGGGGUCACCCAAGCCACCUCCUCCGGUAGUUAAAUUCAACCGAAAUUUACCUGAUUGGUUCGGUCCCCAGAAUGAUUUUAUUAUUCUGCAACUGAGCCCAGUUGAAGGCAACAAUCUCCCAAAGAAUCCGUUUACCGUCAGUAAAUCUCUACAACUUGACGGUGGCGAUAUCGAGUUUGCUAAGACUGAAGCUAGAGGCACGAAAUAUGUCAUCAAAGUACGAGGCAGGAGAUUAGCUGAAAAACUAAUGAAGUUAGAGAAACUCAUUGAUGGUACACCAAUACUGAUAACCCCUCACCCACAAUUGAACUUUGUGCGCUGCGUUGUAUCCUGUCAAGAUGCUAUCGAACUUGAGGAGGAUGAACUGUUAGAGGAACUGAAGAAGGAAAACGUAACCAACGUUCGACGAAUCUCCAGAAAAAUCAACAACCAGUUAGUCAAAACCGCGACUCUAGUUUUGACAGUUGCUGGGACUGAAAAACCAGAUUAUAUCAAAUUUGGACUACUUCGCAUACCAACGAGGCCCUACUACCCUUCUCCAAUGCUCUGUUAUAAAUGCCUUAUGUACGGUCAUACCAAAGCCAGAUGCAGCGCUGAAAAGGAAGUUUGCAAAAACUGUUCGAAGGAACACGACGGAGAAUGCGGAAACCCUUCGUACUGCAGGCACUGCAAGAGUGGCCACUCUGCUGCAAACCGAAAAUGUCCACGGUACGAAAGGGAAGAAAACAUUUGCAGAAUGACAGUCGAGCUGAAAAUCAGCUUUCCAGAAGCGCAGCGGAUCUACGAAUCUAGACAAAAGCAACCUACAUACGCAGAAAUUAGUUCAACCCAACAACUUUCCCAAAAAGAAAUCAUCGAGAAGGACCUGCUGAUCCAAAAACUGCAGAACGAGAUCUCUGAGCUCAAGGCCACUUGUAGAACACUCCAAAACAAUUUCCAAAAGGCAAAAUCGUGGAUCCAGAGAUCUCAGAGCCAAGAAAGAAAUCAAAGCCAGGAUCGAAACCACAACAAGCCAUCCAACACCAUUAAAAUAGCCGUCCACCCUCCAAAAUCAACAGAAAUGAACCCGCCUACACCUUCAAAUGAGCACUCAAAACCUACCGAUCGUCAAAGUAGAUCCUUGGCACCAUCCCAAAUGCAAGUCGACCGAUCCAUAACACCUACAAAAAGGAUGCAAAGUGAAUCUUCCAUACGUACUUACCCCCCUGAGAAAUACGCAAAAACACACAUCGACGCGGAACACGAUGGCCCAACGGAUAUCGGACUAGAAACGGAAAUUUAUACCACGGAUUCCAGCCAGGACAUGUCCUCACAACACUAA